Molecule: messenger RNA, 937 nt
Organism: Mya arenaria
Lineage: Eukaryota; Metazoa; Mollusca; Bivalvia; Myida; Myidae
Exons: 3
Coding region: 281-937 (218 amino acids)
Source: RefSeq, a predicted model, not a curated record
AAUGAAGAUUUUCUGCAUGAAGAUAUCUCACGGAGAAUGAAUAUGGAACUACAGUGGGGCGAGGCAGAGAGUUUCUCCAGACAAUGGCAACACUUCAGAGCAAAGGGAAAGAUCUGAAAAAAAAGGAAAAGGAAAUAGAGAUAAGGCAGCAAAUGAAGUCACUGAUAUCGAGAUUGACCUUUUGUAUAAGGCAGGGGAGCUAGGCAACCAUUGCCCUUCAAGUCUUCUUAACACGUUGUGGUACAACAACACCACUCACUUUGGCAUUCGAGGAGGUGCAAUGGAGCACAGACAACUGCAAUGGGGCAACAUCACCUUGGGCUAUGACUUAGAAUUACAGUCCGAGUAUUUGGAAUACCAAGAGAGACAGGCAAAAACCAGAACCGGGGUUGACUUAAACAAUAUCACAAAGCAGAAUCCAAGGAUCUACGCCAUUGGGAGUGACAGAUGCCCAGUGGAAACCUACAAGACUUAUGCUGACCACCGCCCAACUAGGUUCUCUUCUGGAGAUCAUCCGUUCUAUCUGUCAACAAUUACACAUCAGAAGUUUCCGGAGGAGGAGGAACAGUGGUUUUUGCGAGCACCAGUUGGCAUCAACAAACUGAAAGACCUUAUGAAGGUCAUGGCAAGGAAUGCCAAUCUGCCGGCACUGUCAAGUGGAGAGCGGAUGACAAAUACCAGUGUGCGAAAGCGCUUAUGUCAGAAACUACUCCAGAAUAAUGUGCCGGACACCCAGGCCGUUCUGAUAACCGGACACAAGAAUGCCAACUCAUCGAACUACCGUGUCUUGUCUAAUUUGCAACAGAAAAACCCCUCGAAUCUUCUUUCUUCUCGACUAGUCAACGAGGGCUUGAAAAAACUCAACCUACUGGCACGGUCCAUUUUCAAUCGCUCUCUCAAUCUGAAUCUGUUUCCAACCAAAACACUUCCUUCGUAG